AUGGCUCUAACGACACCAGGUAGUAAGCGCCAUCGGUUCCGCCAAUGGUUCUCUUCCCCUCGUUCCACUCGCGGCAGCAUUCCAGUGUCAUCCGCUACCCUCACCCCACAGUCUAAUGCUUCCGGAACUUCGACUGCCACGCAGCGAGAUUUCCAAGGUCGAGUGUUCCUGCUUCUACCUCCCCAAGAUCAAGACACCAUCCGACAACAUACCGUACCGAAUGCGAGAGAUGUUGAUGCGAUCGUACAACAAGCUCUCACGGCGACGAGGCAGAAGCAGGCGAUAUGCCAGGCGAAGAGAUGGGUCUUUACAUUCCGGGGUCAUACCGUGGUCUUACGGGAUAAGGCGGACAAUAUUGUGAAAUGGAUAGAGCGGUUUAAGCAAGCAGGGGAUAUUGCAUCCAACGCCGAUCCUGUGCAUGUUGGACUUCCUUGGGCUGGCAUUCGGCUUCUUCUCGAGGCAGCUGUUUCCGAACAAAACCAAAUGGCAACUCUCCUCCUGGGCCUCGAAACAUCCCUUUACUUGUCGCACCGACUCCAAGUGUAUAUGGGUUAUUGGGCCAUCCUUCCUGCUAGCCCGGCACGUGUUAAUUUCGAAUCCUGCCUGGUCGAGUUUCAUGCAUUAAUACUACGGUUCUUGGCAGGAGCCAUCCGUAUCUACCAGAAAAGCAGCCUCUCUCGCGGAUUGGAAGCAUUUUGGCGGAUCCAAGAUGUGUCUAGUUUCGAAGAAAACUGCAACAAAAUGGCUAGCCGUGCGGAGAUCGAGGCGAGCAACUGUGAUCGAGAUUUAAGCGCCAUCGACCGGGCAGAGGCGAAGCAGCAGCAGGAAGAUCUACGGCGAAGUUUGAAGCGAUUGGAAGCUAUACAUACUAUCCAGAUUCAUCUGAGCACAAUCUCGCAAAGCAUUGACAAUAAAUUGGACCAGAAUCGAGAUGACCAGAUAUUAAGGACGAUCUCGCAUGUCGGAGAUGCGGCAUAUAACUCGUACGAGAACCAACGGCAUCGGCUAUGUCUUGGUAACACGCGGGUCUCAAUUCUUCAAGAUAUCAUCAAUUGGGCCACCAGUAAUUCUGACCAAUAUAUCUAUUGGCUCAAAGGCCGAGCGGGCACUGGUAAAUCCACGAUCGCGUUGACGAUUGCUCAGUCGCUCCACCAGCGUGGGACAAUAUUGGCCAGCUUCUUCUUCAAGCGAGGUGGUGGUGACUUAGCUCGCUCACGAAAGAUGAUCAGCACCAUCGCUUUCCAAUUGGCGUUCCAAUCUCGUCUCCUGGGCAGCUUCAUUUGCGAUGCUCUACGGGACGAUCCGAGCCUCAGCGACUCUGCGUCACUAUCUGAACAGUAUCACAAGCUCCUUCUUCACCCACUCCAAAGGAUUCAAAGAAGCACCCCUGGACCAUUCACCUGCGUGGCGGUGUUGGACGCGCUGGACGAAUGUGACGAUAUCGACGAUGUUCGGCUCUUUCUUACUCUUCUUGGUAAUAUCCAGACCAUGGUGGGCUUGGGUCUGUGUCUGUUGGUCACCAGUCGCCCAGAGACACCCAUUCGGUUGGGUUUUCACCAAAUGAAGCACAUUGCAUAUCAUGAACUGGCCCUGCACGACGUUCCUCGUGCCAUCCUGGAUCAAGACAUCAAAACAUUUGUGACUCACGAGCUUGCCCUCAUCCGGGUGGAGCGAGGCUUACCGGACGCCUGGCCCGGGGAUGAUAAGAUUCAGACCAUCACCGCACGUGCCGAUGGAUUGUUCAUUUAUGCCGCUACUGUGUGUCGCUUUGUCAACGGUCCUCGACAGAUCCGAGUUUCGGACCGACUCGAGCAGGUCUGCCAAGGAAAUCGAGCCCGGCACAAGUCGACGGAGGCACUUGAUGAGAUGUAUUUGGUGGUUCUGGACAGCUCGAUGAAAGGGGAUUUCUCCGCCGACGAAGCACAAGAUGUUACCACGCGUCUGCGACAUCUCGUGGGUAGUGUUGUCCUCCUGUAUGAUAAUCUGUCGGCCGAGGAACUGGAAAGACUCCUGUUUCCCUCCUUGUCGACAGGCGGAACUCUGGUGCAAGACACUUUGGAUCCUUUACACGCUAUUCUCGAUGUGCCGGAGGAUCGGACGAAGCCUGUCAAGAUGCAACAUCUGUCCUUUCGAGAUUUUCUUGUGGAUAGUAGCCGGUGUCCCGAUCCCCGGUUUCACAUCAAUGAACGAGAUGGGCACCGCAAGUUGUCUACUCAUUGUCUGGACUUGAUGACGCGAUCUCUCCGACAGAACAUCUGCUGUCUCCCCGGCCCGGGGACUCUUGUUUCUGAAGUGUCUGAGGCCAUAUUGGACCAGUACAUCCCUCCAGGGCUGAGAUACGCAUGUCGUCACUGGAUUACUCAUGCGGAGCACGGAGAGGAGAGUCUAGAUGAUGGCGGUCGAGUGUACAGCUUUCUUUUACAAUAUUCUCCUUACUGGUGGGAGGUUAUAAGUCUAAUUGGUAAGAUACCUGAAGCAAUGGGAAUGAUGAGAAAGUUGGAAAACUUAGUCAAACUAUAUACUCACAAAAGCUCCGCUUCAGCUCUACAGUGCCGGGCUUUCCUUCAGCCCCUCUGGCAGCAUUUUUCGAAAGUUGUUCAAUUCUUCGACAUAUAG
Messenger RNA from Rhinocladiella mackenziei CBS 650.93, 2616 nucleotides. RefSeq lists its product as uncharacterized. The transcript has 3 exons. NCBI's taxonomy places the organism in Eukaryota, Fungi, Ascomycota, Eurotiomycetes, Chaetothyriales, Herpotrichiellaceae. The record is from RefSeq and is a predicted model, not a curated record. Bases 1 to 2616 code for a protein of 871 amino acids.